Apodemus sylvaticus (European woodmouse) is the source of this 1446-nucleotide messenger RNA. RefSeq names its product prokineticin receptor 1 (gene Prokr1). The record is from RefSeq and is a predicted model, not a curated record. Bases 88 to 1308 code for a protein of 406 amino acids. Gene Ontology annotation, biological process: neuropeptide signaling pathway. Gene Ontology annotation, molecular function: neuropeptide receptor activity. Gene Ontology annotation, cellular component: membrane. Lineage: Eukaryota; Metazoa; Chordata; Mammalia; Rodentia; Muridae. The transcript is spliced from 2 exons.
UCCUGGGCCCCUCAGAUGCCGGCUGGGAAGGUCUGACUCACCUAGGAAGAGCCAAGUGCCUGCAGGGAGGCUUCAUCAACCUUGCGGAUGCCCGUCGAACAGCUCCAGGGGCGUGCACCUGCCUGGAUGGAGACCUCUGUGGGAGCUCCGGGCGAGAACACAACAGACACUUUCACCGACUUCUUUUCUGCACGUGAUGGCCACGGAACCCAAACCGCCCCUUUACCGUUCACUUUCAGCUAUGGUGACUAUGACAUGCCCCUGGAUGAAGAGGAAGAUGUGACCAAUUCCCGGACUUUCUUUGCUGCCAAGAUUGUGAUUGGCAUGGCUUUGGUGGGUAUCAUGCUGGUGUGUGGCAUCGGCAACUUCAUCUUUAUCACUGCUCUGGCCCGCUACAGAAAGCUUCGCAACCUCACCAACUUGCUUAUCGCCAACCUGGCCAUUUCGGACUUCCUUGUGGCCAUCGUGUGCUGCCCCUUUGAGAUGGACUACUAUGUGGUACGCCAGCUCUCCUGGGAACACGGCCAUGUCCUGUGCGCCUCUGUCAACUACUUGCGCACCGUCUCCCUCUACGUCUCCACUAACGCCCUGCUGGCCAUUGCCAUCGACAGGUAUCUGGCCAUCGUGCACCCGCUGAGACCGCGGAUGAAGUGUCAGACAGCUGCAGGCCUGAUCUUCCUGGUGUGGUCUGUGUCUAUCCUCAUUGCCAUCCCAGCCGCCUACUUCACCACUGAGACCGUGUUGGUCAUUGUGGAGAGCCAGGAGAAGAUCUUCUGCGGCCAGAUCUGGCCGGUGGAUCAGCAGUUCUACUACAGGUCCUAUUUCCUUUUGGUCUUCGGCCUUGAGUUCGUGGGUCCUGUAGUCGCUAUGACCCUGUGCUAUGCCCGGGUGUCCCGGGAGCUCUGGUUCAAGGCAGUUCCUGGCUUCCAGACAGAGCAGAUCCGCCGGAGGCUGCGCUGCCGCCGCAGGACAGUAUUGGGGCUCGUGUGCGUCCUCUCUGCCUAUGUGCUGUGCUGGGCUCCCUUCUAUGGCUUCACUAUCGUGCGGGACUUCUUCCCCUCUGUGUUUGUGAAGGAGAAGCACUACCUCACCGCCUUCUAUGUGGUGGAGUGCAUCGCCAUGAGCAACAGCAUGAUCAAUACCCUGUGCUUUGUGACAGUCAGGAAUAACACCAGUAAGUAUCUCAAGAGGAUCCUGCGGCUCCAGUGGAAGGCCUCUCCCAGCGGGAGCAAGGCCAGUGCUGACCUCGAUCUCAGGACCACGGGGAUGCCUGCCACUGAGGAGGUGGACUGCAUCCGACUGAAAUAAGCCAACUGGUACCACGGCGGCCGGUGCACACAGCAACCAUGAACUUGGUUUUCUGCGGAAGGCAGAGGAAAGAGACAACCACUUAGACACACAAUUCAAAGACCGCUGAAGUGUGGAAUUUCUGAAAUGGAGACCUGA